Molecule: messenger RNA, 2725 nt
Organism: Megalops cyprinoides (Indo-Pacific tarpon)
Lineage: Eukaryota; Metazoa; Chordata; Actinopteri; Elopiformes; Megalopidae
Gene: scyl3
Product: SCY1-like, kinase-like 3
Exons: 14
Coding region: 318-2654 (778 amino acids)
Biological process (GO): protein phosphorylation
Molecular function (GO): ATP binding; protein kinase activity
Source: RefSeq, a predicted model, not a curated record
UACACGCAAGAUACAGGAAGCCUGGUGUUAGCGCGAUGUUAAUAGUGAAAAUGGACUCUUUGUACAUGUAUUGGCAUUGAUUGGAAUGCAGAUAUCCCCAUAUCUUUUAGUCAUUGGACGUAUCAUUUAGCUAGCAGGCACAGGCAUCAAGCCGUGUAAUCGCCGCGUGAAACUUGAAAAGCCAAGUCGCCAUCAAUGGCUAGCUAGCUAACAAGCUAGCCUGCUAGCCAGCACACCUCAAAUAGAAGUGACAUACCACUGCGCAGGGUGGCCUUGUCAUCUCCUGGGUCCAAUAUCGCAGCACCUCCAGGGUGAUCAUGGGUGCGGAGAGCAGCGCCGUGAGGAGUUGCACCUUGGAGGAGCCUCUUCUCACCCUCCCCUCGGGCCUCACCAUGUACUCCGCCCAGCUCCAGGACGGCAAGCCUGCAUCCGUGUUUGUUCACAAACAGGGCAACGAAGACAAAGUCAGCAAAGCGGCAAAGCACCUGAAGACCCUGCGGCAUCCGUGCUUGCUGCGUUUCCUGUCCUGCUCGGUUCAGGAUGGGGGAAUCCACCUGGUUACGGAACGCGUGCAGCCCCUGGAGCUGCUGCUGGAGAAUCUUUCCCCUGAGGAGAUCUGUGCUGGAAUCUACGACCUCCUGCAAGCCCUUGUCUUCCUUCACGACAGAGGGAAGUCAAGCCACAACAAUGUCUGCAUGUCGUCAGUCUUUGUUAGUGAAGAUGGCCAUUGGAAACUUGGGGGAAUGGAGACGGUCUGCAAGUUUUCUGAAGCAACUCCUGAGUUCCUUAGAAGCAUUCAGACAGUGAGAGAGAAAAGUGCAGUUCCACCUGAGGAAAGGGUUGAAAGCUUUAAAACACUAGCAGACAAAUAUGGGCAUUCAAGAGAUACCUUUUCCUUUGGAGUGAUGGUGGAAGCUUUCAUCCCUCUCCUGAGUGGUUAUGUCUCUGAGGAGCUGUCUGAGAGUUUGAAGUGCACCCUGCACCAGAGCCUUCUGAACCCCGACCCCCUCUCUCGCCCAUCUCUCAGCACUCUGCUGACCCACGAGUUUUUCAGGAAUGACUUUCUUGAAAUAGUGAAUUUUCUGAAGAGCUUGACUCUGAAAACUGAAGAAGAGAAGAAUGAAUUCUUCAAGUUUCUCCUAGACCGGGUUCAGAGCCUUCCUGAGGAGCUGAUCGCAGCCCGACUUGUCCCCAAACUCCUCAACUCUCUGGUGUUCGCAGAACCCACAGCCAUAAAAAGCUUCCUCCCACAUCUCCUCAGGCCAAAGAAGGAUUCGAGUGGCAGCAGUGAGGACUGUCUCCUGUCUGUGCCCCUCUACCGUAAAUAUGUGACCCCUCACCUACUGAAGCUGUUCAAAGUUAACGAGGAGCACGUCAGAAUGGUGCUGCUGUCCCACAUUGAGGCCUAUGCUGAUCUUUUCUCUCAUGAUGAACUGAAGAAUCAGAUACUACCUCAGAUUUUACUUGGAAUGAGAGACACAAAUGAUUCGCUAGUUGCCAUGACGCUGCAGAGUCUAGCAGUUCUGGUUCCUCUACUUGGAGCGCAGGUUGUGGUAGGUGGGGAAAGAGCAAAGGUGUUCAAGCGGACAACCCCAAACUUCACUAAAUCAACCGAGGUCACCCCAGAAAGCUCUCCCAUUCACAUCGUUGACACUAUACAGCCACAAAUGUCUCAGCCAUCUAAAAUCCUUAAGCUCUUCCCUAAGCCCUCUGGAAGCAGAGAGGUGGUCCUAGAGAACAUGGACUCCUUCUCUUCUGGAGAGCAUGCUGGUGAAUUCCAACCAGCAAAAAAGUCAGUCUCAGCAAUGAAGAGAGACAUGACUUUACCACUGAAUGGAUUCAGUGAGGGAAAAGAAUCUGCUCUGGCUGGGGUAGAGGCCUACAGUUUAAAAAGACUAGACAAGCCUGACCGACAAUCUGAGGAAUGGCCAGACUGGAGUGACACAGACGAGGUGGAAAAGGACAAAGAUCAGUCUGUCCAGAUCUAUAUUAAGCCUGCAGAGAAGCAGGAAGGAGCCAACAGCAACACCCCUGCCGUGUCUCAUGUGGAAGAGGAGCCGUGGGAUGAUUUUGACGACUCUGAACUGACCUCAGAUCAGUCCCCUACCACAUCAGCCUGGGACUCUGGGGUACCAUUGCAUGAAGGCUCUGGAGCGAGCACUGUACCAGAAGCAGCAAAGCCUUCCAAAGCCCUGAAGCUGUCUUCUGUCUCUAAAACUGCAACAGAGAGAAAGCCCACCACGUGGGACAAUAGCUGGGACCAGGAGGGGGAUGUGAAACCAAACAAAUCAGUAGACUCUGCCAAGCCAAAUCACACACGAAAAGACACAGGAAGCGGGGUUUUGGGGGAGGAAUUCACGAUUGAAGUGAAAAAGAAGCCACAGAAAGACCCUGAGUUGGACUUCUUUGCAGAUAUGGUCCCAGACAUUAAGUUGUCCUCGGCAGCGCUGUUGCUGCCCUCUGAAAGGACUGUUGCCAAUGCUGGCCUACUUACAGCUGCACCUUCCGAACACCCUGAACCCACAGCGCUGGAUCAAUCAAUAGACGCGCAAACACUCACAGCAAAGUUUGCCGCAGCUGACGUGGCAGAAACCGAAGCGGAAGGCUGGGGUGAUGGCGAUGACCUGAACUGGGACGAUGAGAACACCUGGUGACAAACUGGAACACAGCCUGCUCUGAGCCAUUGAGUGGAUGCAGGACACGGCACACAGCUUACGACCCCCCC